This is a messenger RNA of Styela clava, 6718 nucleotides long. The record is from RefSeq and is a predicted model, not a curated record. Lineage: Eukaryota; Metazoa; Chordata; Ascidiacea; Stolidobranchia; Styelidae.
AUAUUCUUCCUUCUUAGAAUUUAUUGAAACAAGUGAAAUAUAUAUAUAUUUGUUAUUUGUAUUGGUGCUACAAAAAAGAAACUGUAGUUGGGAGUUUAUGCUACUGGAUAUAUACUAAUACCGAAGCUUUUUUCUGGCACAAGGUGCUAGGAGUAGCGGAUCUGAACGCUGGCAAAAUGGACAUAAUAUGGAAUAAAAUUGCUGGCAUAUCUUUGCUUUUGCUCAUUAUUCAGCCAACUUGGUCUUCAACUACUUCUGCAAAAAAUGGAUAUAUUUCACAUAAAUUUGAGGGCGAUUCUCAAUUUCCUUUACUUCAUCUGACACUCAAUAACAGGGAUGGAUAUGUCUACAUCUCUGCUGUUAACAGAAUUUACCAACUUUCCAAAGACAUGUCCACAAGUUCCCUCAAUCAAGUUGAUACUGGACCAGUGAAUGAUUCAGUUCAGUGUUUACCUUAUGGCAAGCAAUGUGAACCAAAUCAGAAUGUUUUGAAGCUCAGCGAUAAUUAUAACAAACUUUUAUUAAUGGAUAUGGACAGAGGAAGAUUGCUAGUUUGUGGAAGUAUUUAUCAGGGUAUCUGCGAGGCACGUUCCCUCAAUGACAUAUCCAAAGUUGUAUCCGAUAGAAGCUGCAGUGUGGAGGAUUGUAAUUAUAUAUUUACUAUUAAAGACUACGUUUCAUGUAUCGAUGAGGAUUGCACAACGUUUGGUGUAAUAGCUGAAGGACCAACUGUUUUUAAUCCAAUACUUUAUGUUGCAACAACAGUUGUCAAUUAUAAAAGCAGCUACAGAAUAGAAGAAGUCGGUGCCAUUUCUAAAAGGAGUUUACACGUUGAUCCAGAUCGUGAAAACAAGCUAUUCUUGUGGGCAGUCCACGAUAAAAAAUCAUACGCUGCAAUUCAGGAAAAAAAUUUCAAGAAAUAUUUCAAAUAUGGAUUUCAAACUGAUGGAGAAGAUGGAUUUGUUUAUUUCUUGUUUCAGAAGAUUGAAGGACAAAUAAAGAAAACAAUAAUCUCCAGAGUCUGCAAAAAAGAUAUUUAUUUUUACUCGUAUAUUGAAAUGUCAUUAAAAUGCGAGAUGGGACUAUCAGCUUGUCGACACAACGAUGAACUGGUUGGUGCAUUUUAUCAGAAGAAAGCAGGAACAACUGAUUUUGCUGUGAAUGGGUUGGAAGACGGGGUUUUGCAUGUGAUGUAUAAAAAUGGGACCAGAUCUUCUCUCUGUAUGUACACAUUGAAAGAUUUGAAUGCAGCAUUUGAUGAGACGAUCAUUGCUUGCUAUAAAUAUAAGGGAAACAGAACGGAGUCGGGUGGUCCAGAGAUUGCUACUUCAACAAAGCAGGAAUGCAGUGCCAAUUAUUGGAUGAGCGAAGAUCAAACUUUGGAUAACCUAAUUUUUAGGACGGAUUCUGCUCCAAAACUUGAAUAUUAUCCCGACUUUUCAUUUGAAAAAGGAAAGUUUCGUUGCGGAGCAACUUAUCUUCCAUCACAAAUCACACGAAUACCAGAAGUAACAGGAAUCUGGUCUUAUCAUCAUCAAGGAGUGAACUUUUCUGCUCUGACUGUAGAUUUAACAGAUGGUGGAAUAAAUGUUGCUUUCAUCGGGACUCAAGGCGGAGAAAUUAUAGAGCUGGAUAUAAAUCACAAGAAUAAUUACAACACAAUAAACGUCGGGCAACCUGUUCUAUCGGAUCUUAUUCUCGAUGAUGAUUCAUCAUUACCAAUACCGCACCUAUAUGUGAUGACAAAUUUUUCGGUAUCACACAUGAGAGUUUCAGUUUGUGAGCGGCAUACAACAUGCUCACAAUGCCUGGCUGCUAAAGAUCCAUAUUGUGGAUGGUGCAUACUUCAGAGCAAAUGCAUGCCAAAGUCAUACAAUUGUCAGGACAGUUGGUUGAAGCCUUUUUCUGAGGAAUGCAUCGAGGCUUCUGUGCCCGAACCAUUGGAAAGAACUCUGCAAGGAAAUGUUGAGACCAAGGUGUCUCUUCUGCCUGCAAGUCCUCAGGGAAGUCCAAACAAAUACCAAUGUGUAUUCAACAAUGAUUAUUCUUCUCCUGUGAUUGUUUACGCAAUAGAUCACGAGAGAAUACAUUGCAAAGCGCCGCCUAGUGAUAGAUUACCUGCGAAUAUUCUUGGAGAAGAUUAUGUGAAUGUUACUGUCAGUAUCCGAUACAAUGGAACUACAGAUAUUGUUUCAACAGUGGCGACGUUCUAUGACUGCAAUGCUCAUGGCAGAGCAAUUGAUCAACUGCAGCCAUGCCAAGGAUGCAUAGAGAACCGAUGGUCGUACAAAUGUCAGUGGUGUAUUUCCGAUCAUGUUUGUGUCCCCACUGGAGGAGCUGCUUCAUGCACUCAUGAUUCUGAUGAAUGUCCACAAGUAACAUCAGUGACAAGUGAGUCCCGACUACUCUCUGUUGGACUUCCGACACAAAUCACAUUGAACGUUCUCAAUCUUCCUCAACCAGAAGAUACUCAAUACAGUUGUGUGGUUGGAAUUGAAGGAGCGAAGCCUGUUACUGUACCUGCUUCUGUAUCAACAUCUGGAGAUCAUGUUAUUUGUGACGAAGAAACCUAUAAAUACUCAGCAAAAUCUUCUGAAGUUCCUGCCAAUGUCACUGUGUAUUGGAAACCAGAUCGUGUGAUUGAUGCUAAAAUAUUCAAUCCAGUGUCGUUCUACAAUUGCUCAGUGUCUUACGAUGAUUGCUCUUUGUGUGUGAAGUCAAAACCAGAAUACAAUUGUGGAUGGUGCCAUUCCAUAGAUCAAUGCACAACACAGCAGCUAUGCACUAGCGACUGGACAACUGAUGCCGAAUCAUGUUCUCCACCACAAAUAACGUCAUUCUUUCCUACCAGUGGACCUAUUGCAGGAAACACAUCAGUUACAAUUCAUGGUGUGAAUAUGGGUGUGUCGGCAGACGAAGUUCAGUCUGUUACUGUGUCUAGUGUACCUUGUGCUGUGCGAAAGGAUUUAUAUCAAAUAUCAAAAGAGAUUGUUUGUGUCACUGGAGUCGCACCCAAGGAAAUGGAUGGUAAAGUAUCAAUCACUGUGCGUGGUAUCACAAAGAUAUCUACUGAGAGCUUCCACUACAGGAAUCCUACUUUAGAUGAAGUUCUUGUACCUGAAGGUCCAAUAGCUGGAGGAACAAUGGUUUCAAUUACUGGAAGCAAUCUGGAUGCUGGGUUGUACAGAGAAGCAUUUAUUGGAAAUCUACCUUGUGAAGUACAAUUGCCUCUAAGAUCAAGCACGGAUCUUGAAUGCAAAACAUCACCGGCUAAAGGUCCACUUAUUAAAGCAACUGUUCGAGUUGUUUUUGAUGGAUAUUCUGUUGAAUUGAGAAAUGCUUUCAGUUAUGUCAAAAACCCCCAGAUUUCGUCGUUCACGACAGCAACUGAUAUAAUGGCAAGUUUCUUAGCUGGAGGAAGAGAUAUUGUGUUUUCUGGAGAAAGACUUAAUAUUGUGCAGGAUGCUAAACUUGUUGCUUUCGUUUCUAACGAUAUUCAACAACCGAAUAGAGGGAACAAAAGAAAGCGAAGAAAAAGGAGUUUAAAGAAUAUUAUCAGAUAUAUGUUGAAUGGAGGAAGAAAUAAAAGAAGUACGAAAAAGUUUCAGGAUUCACGCGUUACUCGGUUUUCUUCAACAUGUGAAGUUGUCAAUUCAACAAAUAUAAUUUGUCCUUCUCCAGGGAUAAAUUUGACGAACAAUAUUACUGGAACAAUGCCGGUCGAAACUUCACUGCGCCUAAUCAUGGACAACAUUAAUAUUCCAUUAUCUUCAACUUUAAAAUAUUACCCGAAUCCUAUCGUGAAAGAUUUAGACCCGGAAGAAAAUCAAGAAAUUAGAAACGGGACUUUGUUGCGCAUAACGAUUCUCAAUCUUAACAAGGAUGCAAUUCGUGAGAGCGAGAUUGAGAUAAUGAUCGGCGAACGACGUUGUUUCGUGGAUUCUAUCAAUGAUAAAGGAAGCAUUGACUGCAGAAUCCCACCAAAACCCGAAGGGGAAGAGACAUCAUUUCCAGUUACUGUACAAAUGGGCUUCAAAUCUUGGGAAGUUGGAACUGUCCAAUAUUUUGUCUCUCCCCAACAACAAGGACUUAUUAUUGGAAUGGUGAUCCUUUCUGUCGUAGUCACAAUUGCAUUGGUGGUCAUCUUUUUCUGCUGUUUUAGAAGAAAUAAACAUUAUAAAGCUAACAAAAAUGACUUCCAAGAAGCUUUAGCCCAGUUAGAAAUGUCAGUUCGAGCAGAUUUUCGCAAAGCUUUUGCCGAACUCAGUAUCGACAUGACAGACUUGACAGGCGAUAUUGGAGACCUUGGAUUGCCAAUACUAGGAUACAGAGAGUAUGCAACGAAUAUGUUUUUUCCAAGCGUUCGAUAUCACUCAUGUAUGAAGGAACCUAACCCAACUGAUAAACCUAUUCCAGCAGUUCAGCAAGGAUUCAUCCAAUUUAACUUGUUGAUCACAAACAAACACUUCCUUUUAUCUUUCGUCCGAACUCUGGAACAGCAACGAGGAUUUAGCAACAGGGAUAAAGGAAAUGUGGCUUCUUUGAUAACUGUUGUUCUGCAUAAAAAAUUGGAUUAUUUCACAGAAGUGAUGAAGUGCCUUGUUUCUGAACUCGUAGCCACAAGUGUGCAGAGGAAUCCGAAGCUAGUUCUGAGAAGAACUGAGUCUGUAGCUGAGAGAAUGUUCAGUAACUGGAUGGCUAUUUGCCUUUUUCCUUACAUAAGGGAUAAAGCAGGGAAGCCGUUAUUCCUUUUACAAAAAGCCAUUAAACAUCAAGUGUCGAAAGGUGCAUUGGAUGCCGUGACUGGAAAAGCGAGAUACACACUGAGUGAUGAUAGACUGCUGAAAGAAGACAUCCAACCUGAAACACUGACCCUGUUUGUAUCGCAAAGUGAGACUCAUUCAGAUGAACCAAUCAUUGUCAAAGUUCUGUCUUGUGACACCAUCUCACAGGUAAAAGAAAAAGUCAUGGAUACUGUUUAUAAACGAAUACCUUUCUCACAAAGACCGAAAGCAGACCAGCUGGAAUUAGAGUGGCGUCACGGACGAGGCGGACAUCUUGUUCUUCCAAGCAGUGAUCAUGCAAAUGAGCCUGGCUCAAGAUGGCGUCGUGUUAUGACAAUUAAAGACUAUAAAGUGGAGAAUAAUGCUACCAUGGCUCUAAUAAUAAGACAACAAAAAUAUGAUGAUGUUGUCGACCAAUAUACGAACCAAAGUCCUGAAACUAGUGUUGUUUCUCCAAUGUUACCUGAAGAUAAUAUGAAAGUCUAUCAUUUGGUGAAAUAUACUGAUGAUAUUGAGCAAAAACGAGAAAGUACAAUUCCUCGAGACAGACACAAACACAUCUUGGAUUUAUAUUUACUUAGACUAAUCAAUAUGAAAGGCAUUCUUCAAAACUAUGUGGACGAAGUUUUUCAGUCGAUAUUAGAUACUCAGAGCAUACCAACGGCUGUCAAACAUUUCUUUGGUUUUCUGGAUGAAUUGGCAAAGACUCACGGAAUUGACGAUCCUGAGAUUUUACACAUCUGGAAAACUAACAGUGUCCUUGGUCGUUUCUGGGUGACAAUUCUGAAGAAUCCAGAAUCAGUUUUUGACAUUGAUAAACCAGAGAGUGUGGAAUCAUCUAUGGCAGUUAUUGCUCAAACAUUUAUUGAUGCCUGCUCGGUACAGGAACAUAAACCAACCAAGGAUUCACCAAUCAACAAACAGCUUUAUGCAAAGGAAAUUCCAACUUAUAAGAAGAUGGUUCAGAAAUAUUAUUCUGACGCUCACGAGAUGCAGCCAGUCAGUGACCAGGACAUGUGUGCCAACAUGGCGGAAAUCUCAAGAAGCCAUAAUAUUGAAUUUGAUGUCCAUGUUGCCUACAAUGAACUUUGGGGUUACGUCAACAAAUACUAUGAAGAGAUUCACGAAACACUUGCUAAUGAUUCCAACACAACGCAGAUGGUUAUACAGAGGCUUCAACAGGCGUACACUUUGAUUGACAGCUCCGUUAAUAACCCUUGAGCUCUGAUACUCCCUAUUGAGCAAUAGUUUGAUUGGCUUUAAUACUUCAGUGAACAGGAAGUUCAAAAACUUUUCUGGUUGUGGUGGACGAACUUUGACCUCUGUUAUGCUCUAAUGACUUCUCAGGGCUGAUCGAUAUGGAUUAUUACUACAGUCUUGACUAAAUUGGACUGCUUUUCCCAAAUAAAACUUAAAGUAACAUAUGUACAAUAAUUUGAGGAAGCCAGAAAAAUUAAUUUUGUUCCCUUAUUCGGUAUUUAUUCAAAAAUUGUUUAUUUUACAAUUUUUAGAUGGCCCUUUUAAAACAAGAAGUGGACAAGCAAUACCUUAUGAAUUUUUUGCAGCUAGGAUUGAAAUAUUCCCGAUUCAGUGGAAAUUUAUAUCGAUUAAAUUUUUCAUAUUAGUUUUUCAAAUAUCAAAAAGCACUGACAUAUUACUAAUUGUUUUCAUAAUGAAAUUUUGUUUUGUUUUUUAUUUUUUUUCUAACUGCCCUAAUUCUUGUUUAUGUGACUUGUUGAUAUAUUUCUUUGUUAGAGUUCAAGUUCUCAUCAUUGUUCUUCUCAUUUUGAACUCUGUAUUUUUCUGCUUCAGAAGUAUAUGUACCAAUAUGAAGGUAACAAAUUUAUUUCGCCUACUUUACAUCAAGUUGUGUAAAGGGACUGAAACCUAUGGGCAGGCGUGGGUAUAUUCACUUGGCUAACACAGACAGUCCU